Brassica napus (rape) is the source of this 1588-nucleotide messenger RNA. RefSeq names its product protein WALLS ARE THIN 1-like. The record is from RefSeq and is a predicted model, not a curated record. Gene Ontology annotation, cellular component: plasma membrane. The coding region runs from base 64 to 1230 and encodes 388 amino acids. Lineage: Eukaryota; Viridiplantae; Streptophyta; Magnoliopsida; Brassicales; Brassicaceae. The transcript is spliced from 6 exons. Gene Ontology annotation, molecular function: transmembrane transporter activity.
CUUUUCCUCAAUCAAACUCACUCAUUCCAUCCCAGUCGUCGUUCGAUUCAAAAAUCAGUUCCAAUGUCUGAUAACACCGAUAACCGGAGAGCAAUAUGGGGAGUUCCGGAGAAGCUUCAGCUUCACAUAGCGAUGCUCACGUUACAAUUCGGUUACGCAGGAUUCCACGUGGUCUCGAGAGCUGCUCUUAACAUGGGAAUCAGCAAACUUGUCUUCCCUGUUUACCGUAACAUCAUCGCCUUGCUUCUUCUCCUUCCCUUCGCUUACUUCCUCGAAAAGAAAGAGAGACCAGCGAUUACUCUCAACUUUAUCAUCCAGUUCUUCUUUUUGGCACUCAUCGGAAUAACAGCGAACCAAGGGUUUUACUUGUUGGGUCUGGACUACACUUCACCAACGUUUGCUUCUUCCAUGCAAAACUCUGUUCCCGCCAUCACCUUUCUCAUGGCUGCUCUUCUCAGGAUUGAGAAAGUUAGAAUAAACAGAAGAGACGGCAUCUCCAAAGUCUUAGGAACAGCACUUUGCGUCGCCGGAGCUUCUGUCAUCACUCUCUACAAGGGUCCCACCAUCUACACACCCACUAGCAACCUCCACGCUCACCUCCUCACAACCAACUCCGCCGCCUCCGCCGUCUUAGCGCCGCUUGGAGACGCCGCGCCAAAAAACUGGACUCUUGGCUGCAUCUACCUGAUUGGUCACUGUCUCUCCUGGUCCGGUUGGCUCGUGUUUCAAGCUCCGGUUCUUAAAUCUUAUCCGGCGAGGCUCUCGGUUACGUCUUACACCCUUUUGUUCGGAAUCAUCCAGUUCGUGAUCAUCGCUGCUUUCUGCGAAAGAGAUUCUCAGGCUUGGGUUUUUCACUCCGGUUGGGAGCUUUUCACCAUCCUAUACGCAGGAAUAGUGGCGUCUGGAAUCGCGUUUGCGGUUCAGAUUUGGUGUAUUGACAGAGGGGGUCCAGUCUUCGUUGCUGUUUACCAACCUGUUCAGACUUUGGUCGUUGCCAUAAUGGCUUCGAUUGCUUUAGGCGAGGAGUUUUACUUGGGCGGUAUUAUUGGAGCUGUGCUGAUUAUAGCGGGACUUUACUUUGUGUUGUACGGUAAGAGCGAAGAGAGGAAGUUUGCAGCUCUAGAGAAGGCGGCGAUCCAGUCCUCCGCGGAGCAUGGUAUAGAGCGUGCACCCAUUUCUCGCGGCUCCAUCACAACUCCACUGCUCCAUCAGUCAACGAGCAACGUUUGACUAAUGGAGUAUUCCUCAAUAAUUACAAAUGCCAUUACCCAAUUAAAAGGGGGAACAAUGGUGUGCCGUUGUGUUUUAUGACUUUUGUGUCUGCUUUUUUCUUUAUUUUAGUUUUUUUUUCUUGAUAUUUAAUUACCUACGAAAGGUUUUUGAGAGGGAAAAUGGUGGAUGAGACAUCAUUGUUCAUGAGGAUGGUGGUGAUGAUGAUGUUGAUGAUGGUGAUGAUGAAGACUAUGGGAACUUUGGACUGGGACUUCUCAAUAUUAUUAUAUUUGGCUGAAAUAUUUAUGCCUUUUAUUACAUUUCUUGUGGUUUUUCUUGGCUUUUCUAUCAUCAAUAGAACGUUAUAAUUUGCAUU